CAGAGGCUAAAAGUGACUCUAGAAUGUGACUGCUUCUCGGUUGCUAGCCCCAGGACGAGAGUCCACCUCUACUGCGUACUUGAUUUGGAUUCUAUCUGAUCCAUUACAAGACCGAUUCAACCAUGACUCACAUGGCUUUGGAGAUGAGUGAGAGCCUGGAGGAGCGCUGCAACCGGAUCCUCCGGGACAUGGAGGGCUCCCUUACGGCCCGGGAUCGGGUGGGCAUCCAGGAUUUCGUUUUGCUGGACGCCUACACAAGUGAGAGUGCCGUCCUGGACAACUUGAGGAAACGCUUCAACGAGAACCUCAUUUACACCUACAUUGGUACGCUCUUAGUGUCAGUGAACCCCUACAAAGAGCUGGGAAUCUACACCAAGAAGCAGAUGGAUAUUUACAUGGGCGUCAACUUUUUUGAGCUUCCACCCCACAUCUACGCCCUGGCAGACAAUGUCUACCGCACCAUGUUAACAGAGACCAACAACCACUUCAUCUUGAUCUCAGGGGAGAGUGGAGCAGGAAAGACGGAGGCCUCCAAGAAGAUCCUGCAGUUCUACGCUGUGAGCUGCCCCAGUACCAAACUGCUGGACAACGUUCGAGACCGACUGCUGCUGUCCAACCCCGUGCUCGAGGCUUUCGGAAAUGCCAAAACCCUGAAGAAUGACAACUCAAGCCGCUUUGGGAAGUACAUGGAUAUUCAGUUUGAUCACAUGGGGGGAGCUGUUGGUGGCCACAUCCUCAGUUAUCUACUGGAGAAGUCCCGGGUGGUGCAUCAGAACCAUGGAGAGAGAAGCUUCCACAUCUUCUACCAGCUAGUGGAGGGAGGAGAGGAGGACCUGCUACGCUGGCUGGGUCUGGAGAGGAACUGUCAGCGCUACAGUUACCUGGUACAGGUGGGAGAGGGAGAAUGUGCCAAAGUCAGCUCAGUCAACGACAAGAGUGACUGGAAGACGGUACGGAAAGCCCUCAGUGUCAUAGAGUUCAGUGAGAGCAAUAUAGAGAGCCUGUUUGCAAUCAUUGCUAGCGUACUUCACCUGGGAAAUGUUACGUUUGUGACUGACUCACAGGGAUACGCCACUCUCAACAACAGUCCGGAGAUACAUUGGCUGUCCAAGUUGCUGGGCAUUCCUGCACAGGUGAUACAGGUGGGUUUGACACACAGGAAGAUUGAGGCCCGAUCAGAAGAGGUGCUCAGUCCCUUCACCGUUGACCAGGCAGUAUAUGCCAAGGACGCUCUAGCCAAAGCCAUCUAUGGCCGCACCUUCACCUGGCUGGUCAACGAGCUCAAUGAGUCUUUAGCAAACAAGGAUUCCUCCAGGAAGACCGUGAUUGGUCUGCUUGACAUCUAUGGGUUUGAGGUCUUCAGUGUGAACAGCUUUGAGCAGUUCUGCAUCAACUACUGUAAUGAGAAACUGCAGCAGCUCUUUAUCCAGCUGACCCUGAAGUCAGAGCAGGAGGAGUACGAGAUGGAGGGGAUUGAGUGGGAGUCAGUGCCAUACUUCAACAACAAGAUCAUCUGUGACCUGGUGGAGGAGAAAUUCAAAGGCAUCAUUUCAGUGCUAGACGAGGAGUGUCUACGUCCGGGAGAGGCCACAGACAUGACCUUCCUGGAGAAGCUGGAGGAGAAGAUGGGAGGUCACCCCCAUUUCGUCACACACAAGCUGGCUGACCAGAAGACCCGGAAGACUCUGGAACGAGGAGACUUCCGCCUCUUACACUAUGCAGGGGAAGUCACAUACAGUGUGGUCGGAUUCCUGGACAAAAAUAAUGAUCUCCUGUACAGGAACAUUAAAGAGGUUAUGCGCCAGUCUAAGAAUGCCAUUGUUAAACACUGCUUCCCCAGCACUGAGCCGGACAGCAAGAAGAGACCUGAAACAGUGGCCACUCAGUUUAAGAGCAGUCUGGUAGGCCUGACUGAGAUCCUCAUGUCUAAAGAGCCCUGGUACGUCCGCUGUAUGAAGCCUAAUGAAGGCAAGCAGCCAGGGCUCUUUGACGAUGUGUUGGUGAGACACCAGGUGAAGUACCUGGGGCUGAUGGAGCACCUGAGGGUCAGACGGGCCGGCUUCGCUUACCGCCGGAGAUAUGAGAUCUUCCUGCAGAGGUACAAGCCCCUGUGUCCAGACACCUGGCCUAACUGGAAAGGUACAGCCGCAGAGGGGGUGGAGUGCCUGGUCAAGCACCUGGGCUACAAGCCUGAUGAGUACAAGAUGGGAAGGACCAAGAUCUUCAUCCGCCAUCCCAGGACUCUGUUUGCCACCGAAGACGCCUUUGAGGUCUGCAAGCAUGAGCUGGCUACAAGGAUCCAAGCAAAGUACAAAGGCUACAGAGUGAAGGGAGACUACAUCAGACAGAGACAAGCAGCUACAAAGAUUGAGACAUGCUGGAGAGGCAUGAAGGCCAGGAGAGAGAGGGAGAAGAGAGCCUGGGCUGUUAAGGUCAUUAAGAGGUUCAUCAAGGGCUUCAUGACUAGAAAUCAGCCAGCCUGUGUUGACAACACAGAGUACCUGGCAUUUGUCAGGCAAAACUACCUCACACGGCUCAAGGAGAAUCUACCCAAAACAGUUGUGGACAAGAACACCUGGCUAACCCCACCUCCCAUUAUGCAGGAGGCCUCACAGAUGUUGAGGAAACUUUACACCCGGCACAUGGUACGGAGGUAUGUACAAGGAAUCAUGACAGAGCGGAAAGCACAGUUGCAAAUCAAAGGAUUGACCAGUUCCAUAUUCAAAGGAACAAAAGAGAACUACCCUCACAGUGUGGGAAUACCAUUCAUGGACACCAGGAUAAGUGAGGAAGACAUCCACAUUAAAGUCUACCAGAUGAUUAGGCAAGAACGCAUCAAGUACAGUGUUCCUGUGGUGAAGUACGACAGGAAGGGCUUCAGGCCACGUUUCAGACAGCUGAUCUACACUGGAAGUGCAGCCUACCUGGUGGAGGAGGCCAAGAUCAAACAGCGGGUGGAGUUCAACAACCUCAAAGGUGUGUCAGUCAGCACCCUGAGUGACAACUUCCUGAUCCUCCAUGUCCAAUGUGAGGAUAUCAAGCAAAAGGGGGACCUGGUGCUGCAGUGUGACUACCUGUUUGAGGCCUUGACCAAGUUGUGUCUGGUGGCCAACAAGCACAAUUUUAUCAAAGUAGUCCAGGGCAGUGUAAAGUUUGACAUCCAGCCUGGCAGAGAGGGGUUUGUUGACUUCAAGAGUGGCCAGGAGACCAUGAUUUACAGAGCAAAGAAUGGCCAUUUGAUGGUGGAAUCAACUCGAACAAAGUCCCGGGCAAUGAUACAAAAUUGAACUGGAUCCAAUAAUCAGAUUCUACAAGGUUUUAGGCAUCUUGGGACUUAAAUCAUGAAUGAGAACCUGCAUCCUCUCAGUAAGGGUUGGACAUAAUGAAAUGAAUUGAAAUCUCAACAAAAGGUUCGUACUGUGGAGGAAACUCCAAAGGAAUGACUACUGAUGCUCUACUCGGAUGAAAACUUCACCGGUUAUUAAGCUAUACAUCACAUGCAUGGGCUCAGUUGUGACUUAUCAAGCAAAGCGGUCAUUAUAAUAGGGCUCAUUUGUAAAAUAUGGUUUUGCUUUAGGUAUAUUUUCCCUAGAUGUCCCAUUUUGUAGCGAUAUAAGCAACAUGGUUAAAUCAUUCAAACAUUUUGUGAUUUUGAAGCCAUACUUUUUAUACUUUCUCACAAAGAUGCUGUACCAUAUUUACAUUAAAACCAACUAAGUAUUCAUA
Oncorhynchus gorbuscha (pink salmon) is the source of this 3726-nucleotide messenger RNA. RefSeq names its product myosin IHb (gene myo1hb). NCBI's taxonomy places the organism in Eukaryota, Metazoa, Chordata, Actinopteri, Salmoniformes, Salmonidae. The transcript is spliced from 32 exons. Gene Ontology annotation, molecular function: microfilament motor activity; ATP binding; actin filament binding. The record is from RefSeq and is a predicted model, not a curated record. Gene Ontology annotation, biological process: actin filament organization; vesicle transport along actin filament. The coding region runs from base 123 to 3287 and encodes 1054 amino acids. Gene Ontology annotation, cellular component: microvillus; actin cytoskeleton; vesicle.